Messenger RNA from Laccaria bicolor S238N-H82, 711 nucleotides. RefSeq lists its product as uncharacterized. NCBI's taxonomy places the organism in Eukaryota, Fungi, Basidiomycota, Agaricomycetes, Agaricales, Hydnangiaceae. The transcript has 2 exons. Bases 1 to 711 code for a protein of 236 amino acids. The record is from RefSeq and is a predicted model, not a curated record.
AUGUUCUCAGAACAGCUUCGGACAUUUAUUUGGGAUCACACAGGUUCUUUGAGCCCCAAAAAGAGAAGUAAUGGGAGUUGGCGGGAUCACCACCCCGAGAAUGAAGGGGUCACUGGGAUUGUAAAUUUAUCACCCAGCUGGUUUUCUCAAGGACAUGAAGGUCCCGAGGAUCCACUGCGCGCGUCAGCCGAUAUUCAGGAACCUGCCAAUUCAACCUACCUCCAGAAUGUCCUAUUGGCCAAUGCAAUUGUUGGCGCAAUCUAUGCUGUCAUACAACCCGAUCUUUUUGAGUCCAGUUUAGCCACCUUCGAGAAGCUUGCCAAUCAUGCCGAGGCAUUGGACAAUCCUAUCAAUAUUGCUCUUCGCGUUUGGGCCACUCCCUUCACCGGUCUUUCAGUCAUCCUGAACCGAGAGACGAUCAAUCACCGAGAUCUAAAGGGGUAUAGGGAGUCUUUUGACUUGUUGCUCACCAUCAGAAACUACACAGGAGGCCGGUGUCACUUAGCCGGGCUCGGGUUUAGCCUUGUUUAUGACCCUGGGACGGUUGUUGCCUUGGCCGGCAAUGUUUUACAACAUGGUGUUUGUCCUGUGCUGGGUGACCGGGCCUGUUUAGCUCACUUUUGGCACAAAAAGGUUGGGGAAAGGCUUGGGGUGAAGAGGCCUCAGUGGUUGACCAUGGCAGACUUGAUAUAUAAUUUGUCUGGUAACUAA